This is a messenger RNA of Durio zibethinus, 2433 nucleotides long. RefSeq names its product putative galacturonosyltransferase 4. Gene Ontology annotation, molecular function: polygalacturonate 4-alpha-galacturonosyltransferase activity. NCBI's taxonomy places the organism in Eukaryota, Viridiplantae, Streptophyta, Magnoliopsida, Malvales, Malvaceae. The record is from RefSeq and is a predicted model, not a curated record.
ACAUAUAUACAGUAAAUAAUGUGAAAGGGCAUCUGUCUCUCUCUCUCCUCUCUCAUCAUUCAGAUCGUUUAUCUAAUCUACAACUGAACUAGAACUAGAGCCGUUCUUUUCUCUCUCUCUGUUAUACUUUCUUUUCAUCUUUGCAAACAAAUUACUAAACACACAGGAACAGGGGUUUUUGUUUUCUUUAUUUUCUUUUAUUGCUUGUUGUUGUGUUAAAGAAAUGCGAAAAUUAUUGUAAAAAUAUAAAGGAAAAAGAUGAAGGUUAGGCAUAUAGUGUUGUGUUUGCUGUCGGUUUCCGUCAUUGCCCCCAUCUUUCUUUACACUGAUAGGGUCGGCACCUUCCUCAGCCUCUCUUCUUCAAGACGCAACUUUCUUGAUGAUAUUGCAGCUUUUACGCUGUCCGGCGAUACUAGGCAUCUCAAUGUUCUUCCCCAGGAAACUUCCACCGUCCUCAAAGAACCGGUUGGAAUCGUAUAUUCUGACCACUCUACCAAUUCCUUUUCCAACGAUUUCCAAACGACAAACACGAGGGAGCAUAAAUCAACACGAAUGCUUUCUGCUACAAAUGAAGAACGUCAAACCCAAUUACACAACCCCGUAGCAAUUAGACAGGUCACCGAUCCUGCUUCUGCGAAUCUCACCCCUACCCUCGAUUCCCAUUCCAGUGCAUCUAACCACUUGGCUAUAAAACUUGAGCAACAACCCACUCAGUCGUCUGGCAAGAUUGAUCAGAAAGGGCAUUCAGAUAACAAAUCUGACAGAUUGACUGAACCAGCAGAUGCUAAGGUACGCCACCUCAAGGACCAGCUCAUCCGUGCAAAAGUCUACCUCUCUCUUUCACCCAUUAAGAACAACCCACAUGUUACAAGGGAGCUUCGAUUGCGGAUUAAGGAAGUUUCACGUGCUCUUGGUGAUGCAGCCAAUGACACUGAUCUGCCAAAAAUUGCCUUUGAAAAAUUGAAAGCAAUGGAGCAAUCAUUAGAAAAAGUUAAGCAGAUUCAAGAUGACUGUGCUGCUAUGAUCAAGAAGCUUCGGGCUAUGCUCCACUCAACUGAAGAGCAACUCCGAGCGCACAAAAAACAGACCACGUUCUUGACACAAUUAAAUGCAAAAACACUUCCCAAGGGUCUUCAUUGCCUACCUUUGCGUCUUACUACCGAGUAUUAUUCCUUGAAUUCUUCACAACAGAACUUUCUAAAUCAAGAGAAAUUAGAAGACCCCUGGCUGUACCAUUAUGCACUUUUCUCGGAUAAUGUAUUAGCAGCAGCAGUUGUUGUAAACUCAACUGUCUCCCAUGCUAAGCACCCUUCAAGUCAUGUUUUCCACAUUGUUACGGAUAGGCUUAAUUAUGCGGCAAUGAAGAUGUGGUUUCUAGGUAAUCCACCAGGGAAAGCCACUAUACAGGUGCAGAGCAUUGAAGAAUUUACAUGGUUAAACUCAAGCUACAGUCCAGUCCUUAAGCAGUUAGGUUCUCCUUCCAUGAUUGAUUAUUACUUCAGGGCAUAUCGGGCUAGUUCUGAUUCAAAUUUGAAGUUCCGGAACCCAAAAUAUUUGUCUAUCCUGAACCAUCUUCGGUUUUACCUACCCGAGAUCUUCCCAAAGCUCAAUAAAGUGUUGUUCCUAGAUGAUGAUAUUGUUGUCCAGAAGGACCUUAGUGGUCUUUGGUCUCUUGAUUUGAAGGGCAAUGUUAAUGGUGCUGUUGAGACUUGUGGGGAAAGCUUCCAUCGGUUUGAUCGGUACCUUAACUUCUCAAAUCCUUUAAUCUCAAACAACUUCGACCCACAUGCUUGUGGAUGGGCAUAUGGAAUGAAUAUUUUUGAUUUGGAGGAGUGGAGGCGGCAAAACAUCACAGAGGUAUAUCAUAGAUGGCAGAAGCGGAAUCAUGACAGGCAAUUGUGGAAUUUGGGGACGCUGCCUGCUGGCCUCAUAACAUUUUGGAAACGCACUUUUCCCCUUGACAGAUAUUGGCAUGUGCUCGGGCUUGGUUACAAUCCUAAUGUCAAGCAGAGGGAGAUUGAGCGAGCUGCUGUUAUACACUAUAAUGGCAACUUGAAACCAUGGCUGGAGAUAGGCAUAUCCAAGUAUAAAAACUAUUGGGCAAAAUAUAUAGAUUAUGAUCUUACGUAUUUGCGAGAUUGCAACAUCAAUCCGUAGAAAGUCUACAUGGGAUAUCCUUAACAUUAAAGUUUCGUGGUGACCUAUUUUGGGUAUGCAUAUUUGCGAGUCUACAUCACUUUGUUGGUUUUUCUGUUCGGAGGUAUCGGGUUGAAUUUUUCUUGUGUACAUUGUCAAUUCUGUUUUUUGAUUUUUUGGUUUCUUGCCACAAUGUGUGACAAGUAACAUUGAUAUGGCUAUUUUUAGCUACUUAGGUGGAAAUGCAGGUGUAUUCGUAUAUGAUUGGUAAUCGAGAUGCUGCUUUUUAUUUUCUUC